Molecule: messenger RNA, 1798 nt
Organism: Pundamilia nyererei
Lineage: Eukaryota; Metazoa; Chordata; Actinopteri; Cichliformes; Cichlidae
Gene: ftcd
Product: formimidoyltransferase cyclodeaminase
Exons: 14
Coding region: 67-1686 (539 amino acids)
Molecular function (GO): transferase activity; folic acid binding
Source: RefSeq, a predicted model, not a curated record
GGGGUAUGUGAGGUUGGACUUGGGUGAAACUGAACUCUUUGGGUUUUCAUUCAGUUAGCAGGCACCAUGGCUCAGCUGGUGGAGUGUGUCCCCAACUUCUCCGAGGGCCGAAACAAAGAGGUGAUCGAUGCCAUCUCAGCAGCCAUCUCCAGCACACCCGGCUGCAGCCUGCUGGACGUCGACCCUGGAGCCUCCACUAACCGCACCGUCUACACCUUUGUGGGCUCUCCUGAGGCAGUGGUGGAGGGGGCGCUGAACGCCGCCCGCCAGGCCUUCAGCCUUAUUGACAUGAGAAAACAUUCAGGUGAACAUCCUCGGACCGGGGCCAUGGACGUUUGUCCCUUCAUUCCCGUCCAGAACGUCAGCAUGGACGACUGCGUGCAGUGUGCCAACGUGUUCGGACAGAAACUGGCAGAGAUGCUGCAUGUGCCCGUGUAUCUUUAUGGAGAAGCAGCUCGAACAGCGACCAGGAGAAGCCUUCCAUCUGUGCGAACAGGAGAGUACGAAGCUUUGCCUGAAAAGUUGAAACGUGAUGAAUGGGCCCCUGACUUUGGCCCCGCCGACUUUGUACCAUCUUGGGGCGCAACGGUAACUGGUGCUCGUAAGUUCCUCAUUGCCUAUAAUGUGAACCUGAUCAGCACUAAAGAACAGGCUCAUCGCAUAGCACUGGACAUCCGGGAGCAGGGUCGAGGGAAGGACCAGCCUGGGCAGCUGAAGAAGGUGCAGGGGAUUGGUUGGUACCUGGAUGAGGCUAACCUUGCUCAGGUUUCCACCAACAUUCUGGACUACGAGGUGACGCCCCUCCAUGCUGUGUAUGAGGAGAUCUGCAGAGAUGCGGAGGACCUGAACUUGCCUGUGGUCGGCUCUCAGAUUGUUGGCCUGAUCCCUCUGAAGGCUCUGCUGGACUCUGCUGACUUUUACAUCCAGAGAGAACGACUCUUCAUUAUCGAAGAGGAGCACAAAGUCCGACUGGUGAUCAGUAAACUUGGCCUCGACUCCCUCGGUCCGUUUAAUCCAAAGGAGAGAAUCAUAGAGUACAUGGUGAAGUCACAGGAGGAUGGACAGCUGGUGUCUUUGUCUCUGCAGCAGUUUGUUCAGAGCGUUGGUGCUCGGACAGCAGCUCCCGGAGGAGGAUCAGUUUCUGCAGCAGUUGGUGCAAUGGGGGCCGCACUGGGUGCCAUGGUUGGUCAGAUGACGUAUGGGAAGAGGCAGUUUGAGAAUCUGGACAGUGUGAUGAGGAGGCUGAUUCCUCCAUUUUAUCAGGCCAUGAAUGAAUUGCUGGACAUGGUGGAUGCCGACUCCUCCGCCUUCAACAGCUACAUGGCAGCACUGAAAAUGCCAAAGAAAACUGCAGAGGAAAUGAAAAGGAGAGAAGCUGCGAUGCAGGAAGGACUGAAGCAAGCUGUUGCCGUCCCAUUGGCUCUUGCUGAGAGGAUCAGCAUCCUUUGGCCAUCUCUUAAAGAAAUGGUUGUCUACGGAAAUUUUAGCUGCAAGUCUGAUGCUCAGGUAGCAGCUAAAGCUUUAGAAACAGCUGUUUUUGGAGCGUACUACAAUGUCACGAUCAACCUCAAAGACAUCACAGAUGAAGCCUUCAGAGCAGCAACCCAGAAGAGAGCGUCAGAACUGCUGCAUGAAGCCAAAGACAGUAGUGCUGCCAUCCUCCAUGCUGCAGAGAAAAGAAACUGAAUAGACUGAAGAAAUCAAUAAAGCUGCACAAGGAAGAUAAUCUGACAUUAAUGUGACUUUAAACACUGAAGAGCUGGAUACAAUGACUGUAUUACAAGGGAAAAUCUUCAGA